Saccoglossus kowalevskii is the source of this 5118-nucleotide messenger RNA. RefSeq names its product WW domain-containing adapter protein with coiled-coil-like. Gene Ontology annotation, molecular function: RNA polymerase II complex binding; chromatin binding. The record is from RefSeq and is a predicted model, not a curated record. Lineage: Eukaryota; Metazoa; Hemichordata; Enteropneusta; Harrimaniidae. Gene Ontology annotation, cellular component: nucleus. Gene Ontology annotation, biological process: positive regulation of TORC1 signaling; regulation of autophagy.
GAUUCGUAACGAUAUAUUUUCAGAAUACCCGUAUGUGUCAUGGCGUCCUCCCCACCUUAUUGAGAUGCCUUGUGUUGUGGAGUCGAAUAGUCAAAUUUCCUACAGAUCCUAACGGCUAAUUUGCCCUGAAAUCGACUCCAUAAACACUAGCAUUAAUGGUAAUGCAUGCAAGAACACAUCCAAGGCUCCACGAUGGGUACCAUGAUAGAAACCGAGCCCAUCCAUACCAGACUGUUGGGAAGAACCCAUCCAAGAGCCAAUCUGGAAAUUACAAUGAAUUACGAAGUGAUAGAAGAAAGGAAUCGCCAAGUGUACGCCAGACGGACUCGCCGAGUAGCAGACAUAGUCGAAGCAACAGUGGCAGCCCGAGAAUCGGGUCACAGACAAGCAGUAAAUCGUCAUACUCCCAAAGGACUAAACAGAGAGGUUCCAGUAUAUCUCCAUCAGAAAACUCAACUAAUCAUCAAUCAAAUGCUGGCUCAAAUUCUCAUAGCAGUUCCGAUCGUCAUAGUAACCAUGAUAGAAAUAUCAGUGAGACUUUGGACAAGCUUAAUAAGGCGUGUGCUGAGUGGUCCGAUCAUAUCAGCUCAUCUGGCAAAAAAUAUUUUUAUAACUUCAGAACUGAGGUUUCACAGUGGGAAAAGCCCAAAGAAUGGGCACAGAGGGAUAUUUUACUCAAAGAGCUUCAAAAGCUCAAAGAGAGAAAAGAUUGUAUUAGUAGUAGUAGCAGCAGUAGCAGACCAAAAACUUUACAUACAAUUAGUAGCAGUAGUAGUGGCAGUAGAUCAAAGGGAAUUGAAUCUAAGCAUUCCAGCAGUGAUGCUAACAGGCCUGUACAGCACCAGACCCAGUCUAGCAGUCGUCAUUCAACGUAUGACAGACCAAGUCAACACAAACCAGUGUUGUCAGCGUUACAAAGAACGUCUGAUACAACACAACAAACUAGUAAUAGACAACAUGAACAUAAAAAUUCAAGAUCAAGUAACACACCGACGACGACAGAAACAACAAAGUCAUUACACAGGCAUAAUAUAGAAUCCCCUCUUGUACAGGAUAUGUCAUCACCGACCACUCCCCAGUCAACAAGUUCUCGACAUUCACAGCAUCAUCAUCAUCCACUCAAAUCACCGUUACUACAUCGACAGUCGUCCAAGUCACCAAUAGUUGUGAAUAGUAAUCAACAGGGUCCAAGAACAGAUGAACUUUCCUAUAAUGGUCAAUCUUUACAACAAAAGUUACAACAAGUAGAGAAAAAUAUUACAAGUGCAACAAAUCAAGCGUCGCCAAUGUCUUUAGCGUCUGCAGCGUCAGAUUUGUCAUCUCCGCAAUUUUCACCGCAUUCAACACAUGUUUCCACACCAUCAUUAUCUAAUAAACAACAGUUACAUGAGGAGAAAAGUUCGGACUCGCCUAAUAGCCAUAAAUCACGGGAAGCAAGUCCUGCACGGAGUAUAGGUAGCCAUACGUCGGGAGUUUGCCAUAGUAACCUUCCAUCAGCCCCACAACUACCGUCAUCUGUAUCGUUAACUUCAUCGUUGGUGCAGCAUUAUAAUGAAACUUUAACGAAUCAUGUACUUGGGUGGCCGGCCGAACAUCUUGAAAGACAGGCUCAGAGGUUUAAUGAAGAGGCACAUAUUAUUGGUAGUCAGAAUAGUUCACAAAUAUCUGUGGAUCUAAAGUUUGCUAGAUCAUUAGUAAGAGUUUCCGAAAUUCAAUCAACGUUACAAGAACAAAGGAUAUUAUUCUUACAACAACAGAUACAUGAACUUGAGAGGUUAAAGAAUGAAUCCACAUCUAAUACAUAACGGAUAAUAUGACUGCAAGAUUUGGUAUAAUUUAUCACUUAUGUUGCAUAUAUGUAAUCAGCUGACCCAUUGUUACAGACGUACAGGGUGUAAAUAAAACAAACAAAGCUGUUAUUGGUCUCUCCUCGUGCUCUGCUUUCUUUAUUCAUCAUUUAGCGAUUUCAACUUUUUGCUUCAAAGGGGCUGUAUAUUGACCUGUAUUUGUCUAUUUAAUUUUGCUGUCAAGCAUCCAGACAUGAAUUGUUUUACGGGAUUUAGAACACUUAAGUAUUUGUGUUUUGUCUUCCUCGCUGUGUCAUAUUGAAUGAGAUCGAAACUUGUAAUCGAUGAGAAAUUGUCCAUUUCAUUGAAAAUGUAAAAAAUGUACGAAACUUUGCACCAAUAGUCAGUUAAAAAAAAAUAGCGAUGUUUGUAGUUUUCCUGAAAUUUCUCCAGUGUGACCCCCACCCACUUUCGACACUUUCCCGCCCACCAUGAAAUUAAAAUAAUUACAAUUCAACAGCUUAUCAUAGUGUAUUGUAUUGUGUAAUGUGACUACAAUUCAGAAAAAAGUUAUUGAAAUAUAUCUUUGAAUUGUAUUGCCAAUCAUAUGCUAUAUGGUUUCUGUACAGUACAUGAAACUACUUAUUUGCUAUCUUAAAGGUUCAUCUCUUAUAGAUAUGCACAGAAAUUCAAAAUCAAAUAAAUUAUAUCAUUAACUAAAAUGACUUAUUUCAACUGAAUAGAGGCAGUCAUUUACCCAAGUGCUACUAAUAGAUCAAAUACGGUUUGCUGCAAACAUUAAUAUUUACACUACUAGAAAUGUGAAGUACAUUAUCCGUUAAAAUGUUUUGUUUUGUUUCCUGGUCUGAAAGUGCAGAGAAAAUGGGGUUCCAGGCGGGCAAGUAAAAUACACUACCAGGUCAAAUAAGCAGCAUGCAAAUAAUUUUCUAUAUAUGACUAUUCUACCAUUUGUUUUAUCUGAACUAAUAUUGUACUCGUCCGACUUGACGCCCGUGCUCGACUUAAGUGCCCACAACCUACUCUCAAAACACCCCAAAAUUGAACCGCCAUGUAAUGAAACCCUGUCAUUGAACAUUGUUUCUUUCCUGCAUAAUUAGCGUCAGUUGUGACUAUUGUACAUAGGAUGUAAACGGUAUUACAAGUGUUAAAUACUUUUUUGACACUCAGUUUGUUUUUUUUUAAAUUAUCUCGCCGUUUAUUAGAAAUCAGUAAUUCACUUCCAAAUUACGUUUUUCAAAACACAACUUAUUUCCAAUUUUAUUUUCUCCGAAGAUGUGCAAUAUUCUCCAUAAUCUGGUCAUGGUGAACAAGAAUUAUUUGGAUAAUUUUUCAUAGGUGGUUGCUCGAUGCCUAUCUUCUUGAAAACUAGCUUUCUUGACCCGAGUACCCCUAGCUCAAAGUCGAACGAGUAUGGUAAUUUGGUUAUUUUUUUUGAGAAAUCUACUGUGAUUGCUAGCUAUUUACCUUAUUCUCUUGUUGCAAAUUAAUUGAGCACAGUUUCAGCUUUGUUUGUUUUCACCCUGUUCAUUGACCCUCAUAAGUUUUAAUUUGAUGUGAAGGUGUACGAUAUCUUUGUGGUUCUUUCAGUUUGCGAUAAAAUUGCUGAAAACUCUGAAUUAAUUGUUAAAUAUUUUCUGUCAUAGAACCAUGCUGCGAUAAUUCUCCCCAGAGAGUUGGCGUUUUUUACGUACUUCACUCCCUCACUUGAUACAGCAAGUUGAGAAUCGCAUCUUUUACUGGACCAUACAACAAAAAUCGCACAAGACCAUUUUUGACCUUGUUUCUUUGGACCAAUAAUCUUGUACAACUUCAGUAACCUAGAGUUUCCUCAUCAGCAUUUGAAGUACGCAAUUACCGACAACUCUUCUGUUACACACUCUGUAUUUAUAACGUUUUGUAUCUUUGAAAUGUACAAGAUUUCAGCUAACGGCCGCGUUUUGGCCCUAUAAAUAUAUGCUCAAAAAGGUUUUAAAUGCAAGUACGCAUGUGUCUGCGUACUCAUCUGUGAGCUACUCGUCAAUAGUGACGCAACAGACUGUCUUAUUUAUUGAAGAAUAGGAGACUUACACAGAUUUGUAAAUGAAGCGUUUUUGUUUUUUUAAAUUAGUCUCCUUAAAGUUCAAAGACAAAUGCAAAAAAAAAAUGUUUGUUAGAAUCAGAGUUUAAACAGUGGAACAUCCAAAUAGCUAUUUUGAUCUGUUUUGUGGAGAGUUAGUUUUGGGGUUGAUGUUCAUAUUUUAUUUUAUGAUGUACCUAUUCUAAAUUCUAGUGUUUUUUUUGCCAAUUUUCCUGUUUCUUCCAAUAAAAUUGUACUUACACGUAUACCCCCCACUGCCACAUAAGAUGCUUGGUUCAUUUCAGGUCUAGGGAGUCUUUUGUAGCUUCACAACUGGUCUCUGGUAUCAUUGUUUGGUCUGGGGAACCCCCGCCUGUUUUUUGUUUGGCCUAGCGGGUCUUUAGUUUCAUCCCCCCUGGUUCAGCAAUUGUAGAUGACAUUGCUGCUGUUCUACAUACAUGUAUCUAUAACAGCAUAAAGGUUUGAUAAAAAAAAACAUUUGUGUCAAGAGUCUUGAACUUAACUAGUCUUAUGCCGAUUAUUGAUGAUAGAUAGCUCCAGGCUAAAGGUGUGGUGAGGUAAAAUGAAAUGAGUUGGCAAAGAUUCUGCUGUGGUUUCUUCAAUUUGAUUGACAAUCUGAUGUCUUAUAGACUGUUUUUCCAGUUAUGUAAAAUUAAUUUAAAUAUUAGAAGAAAAAAAAAAUGAACAAAUCCUCCUACCUGCAUCCAGUUAAAACUCGAGUUGGGUUCCCCUUGGUUAUUUUUAGAAAGCUGCUCAGUGGUACAGUGAGACUUGUUAGAUUGAUUUGACGAGAUUAAGAGGUUUACGUCUGGUUUUAAAUGCCUCGUCAAAGUAGUACUUGAAUGGAAACUUGCAAGAAUUGGUCCUCUUUCCUGUGCUGAACUUAGUCAGGAAUCCAUCUACGAGCAGAUCAUUCUACAACUGAUCGUGAUCAUUUGGAUCAUGCGACUAGCUACAAUUGUGGCCAAUCAAGACAAGUUGCAAUGGUGGGUGUCACUGAGAUUCAAGUACAAGAUAUGGGCAAGGUGGGCUGUUGGAAGUCAUGCAUGGAUUAGAAUCUUCAUUGUUUUGUAUUACAUUUCAUUGUAUUAUACUGUUCUUUUUAUGAAUGUAAUUGACACAUUGAAGGUGUAGGACAAAGGACAACUUUACUAGAUAACACAUGAUAUGCUUGUACGUUCGUCUCACACCCCUUUCUGUUUAAAAAUAAAAAAAGACCUUUUUUUCAUAAUG